This is a messenger RNA of Ilex paraguariensis (yerba mate), 1373 nucleotides long. The record is from the annotation of a GenBank genome assembly. Lineage: Eukaryota; Viridiplantae; Streptophyta; Magnoliopsida; Aquifoliales; Aquifoliaceae.
CUGGAAGUGUUGUCUUGUUUGUCUUUCCUCCCAAAGUCCUUCCACUACUCUGCUUUGUUUUCAUACUCAUCUUCUUUUUCAUACUCAUCUUCAACCUCUGUACUGCUUUGUUUUCAUACUGCCUAUGAUUAUUCUUUAUCUCAAUAUUACUAUGAUCUUAAAGAUUGAAUCUUGAUAAUCAAAACCCAGAAAGAACAUCAAAGAUGCACUCGAAAUUCCCAUUAAAAGCCCACCUUAGAGCACCGCCACACUUCUCUAGAAUCCAUUAUCAACCCCAUCAAGUUCUUUUCAAAGUUGUGUGUUGUGAUAGAAAUUCUUCUUCUUCAUCUCCUUCGCCUUCUUCUUCAGACAAGAAGUCUUGGUUGAAGCUGGUGGGUCAGUCUUUGGGUGAUAGUAGGUGGAAGUUUGACGACAUUGAUGCCAAUGCACUGCAAGAAACCUUAAAACUAUGGCUCUCAAAGACGCAAAACUUUCUGAAUGAAGUGAGAUCUCCAUUGGUAAAAAAUGUUCAUGAUGGAAAGCCAGUUCUCGAAAAUAAAUUUGAUACUCAAGAUAUGGAAGACAUCUUCAUGGCUGAACAGACUAUUGAUAGCAGAACACCAAGUGGAGAUCUUUCUUCAGCUGCUAUUGUUUCCAUUGAGCAAUUCAGCAGGAUGAAUGGAUUGACUGGGCAGCGAAUGCAGAUGAUAUUCAAAGCACUUGUUCCUGUAUCUUUGCAUAAUGAUGCCCGUAAUUUAGUGGAGUAUUGCUGCUUUAGGUUCUUGUGCAGAGAUAGUUCUGAAGUUCACCCUUGCCUCAAGGAGCCUGCAUUUCGGAAACUGAUUUUUUUAACCAUGCUAGCAUGGGAGUAUCCUUACUGCAACAGAAAGGAUUCUCAAGCUAACUCUUCAGAGAGAGCUUCUUUCCAGAGGAGGCUUGUUGGAGAAGAGGCCUUUGUUCGUAUUGCUCCAGCUAUUUCUGGUGUGGCUGAUUGGUCGACGGCUCAUAACCUUUUCAAGGCUCUUACUGGUGAUGAACAAGGCAUCUCGUAUAGCCUAUGGUCGAUGUAUAUUGAGCAGCUUCUCAUAGUGCAUGAACGUCCGAGAGCAUACAAUUCUGAAGAUUACCCACAUCUUUCUAGUGAGAGGAUCUUAUGUCUCAGUUCUGGCCGGAAGCGACCUGUUCUAAAAUGGGAAAAUAACAUGGCAUGGCCAGGAAAACUUACUUUGACUGAUAGGGCACUCUACUUUGAGGCAGUUGGCUUGGCGGGGCAAAGACAUGCUUUGAGACUGGAUCUUACAAGAGAAGGUUCACGAGUAGAGAAAACGAGGGUUGGGCCUUUCGGAUCUGAUCUAUUUGACUCUGCAGUCUCUGUUACCUACGGUCCGGAGUGA